Guillardia theta CCMP2712 is the source of this 954-nucleotide messenger RNA. RefSeq lists its product as hypothetical. The record is from RefSeq and is a predicted model, not a curated record. NCBI's taxonomy places the organism in Eukaryota, Cryptophyceae, Pyrenomonadales, Geminigeraceae. The transcript is spliced from 9 exons. Gene Ontology annotation, molecular function: protein binding. Bases 1 to 954 code for a protein of 317 amino acids.
AUGGCUGGGCUCUCAUGGAACUUGCUCAUCCCUCUUGUUUUCUUGCUGUGUUGUCAUGAAACCCACAUGACCGUCGGGAUGGAUGCGAGCAGCAUGGCGACCAGGAUGCUGUUCCAUGGCAUGCACAGAAUGGCGGCGCGAGGGGACGGCAGAGGAUCCGGGCAGAGCACGAGCAGCGAAUCUUCCGAGGGCUCAAGUGUAGAUAGCCGAGAGUUCUGCAAGGAGCCCAAAACUUGGGACUUGAGGACAGGGCAGAGCAGGGGAUGGAUGGCAGGGCACACCAAUCCUCCCACGGACCUCUCGGCGAGGAAGGGAGUUUUGUUCUCCUGCUCGUCCGAUGACAGCGUGCGAGAGUGGGACGUCGAACUUCGGAGGGAGGUCAGGCAGGUGAAGUGCAACCAGGGUGGGGUGCGGUGUAUCGUAGAGCACGAGGACAGGAUAGUUUCUGGGGGGUACGACGGGACGGUCAAGUUCUGGACGUCUGCACAUCUCACUCUGGUUUUCAAGAUUGAGCUGCUGGCGAAGCCUGUGCGAUCAGCCUGCGUAUGGAAAGACCUUCUCGUUAUCCUAGCAGCACAGGAGCAGUCGGUCAGCGACAGCGAGUUCUAUCCAGGCCCUGUGAGGAAGGCGGAGGAGACAGGUGUGAGGUGUCAGGGGAGGGGGGACGUACUCCUGUGGGACCUGAGCGAGAUGAGGGAGCACGUGGUGAUGAAUUCCACAUGCAAUGACGCAUGGAGCUGUACGGUGAUAGACGGAGUUCUUUACGUAGCAGGAAAGGACCGAUCAGUCAAGGCCUUCGACGUCUCUUCCUCCCUCCUCCUCUCGGAGUUCACUGGCAAUGACGCAGCCACAAGUAUCACCAGCAUCUGCUCGCAGUCAGGAGAGGAGCUCCUCGCCAUGGGCUUCCUCGACGGCAGAGUGCUCAUCCUCGGACAGCUCGAGGUUUUCUCCUGA